AUGACCAUGACUGUCUCUCUGGGAACCAGCACUGCUGAGAAGAGCCCGGAGGUCGUAGGGGACAGUGGUCGCCAUGUCUCCGCGCUUGAGGAGGAGCUGCUGCUGGCGCGCCAGGCCCGGGAGCUCGCGCAGGGGCAGCUCGACUACGGCGCGGCCCUCGACGCGCUGCUGGAGGGCGGCACCCGCAUGGUGUGCACGGGCCGCAUGCACACCGAGCGCGUCUGUCGCUUCGAGUCCCUCUGCUACUCCACCGAGGCCGAGGAGUUCGUCUACUUCCACAGCAACGCCUCGGUGAUGCUGCCCAACCUGGGCUCCCGCCGCUUCCAGCCCGCGCUGCUCGACCUCUCCUCGGUGGAGGAUCACAACACGCAGUACUUCAACUUCGUGGAGCUGCCCGCGGCCGCGCUGAAGUUUAUGCCAAAGCCGGUCUUCGUGCCUGACGUAGCGCUCAUCACUAACAGGUUCAACCCAGACAACUUGAUGCACGUCUUCCACGACGACCUCCUCCCCAUCUAUUACACCAUGCAGCAGUUCCCCGAUUUGGAUCGGGAGGCACGGCUCUUCUUCAUGGAGGGCUGGAGCGAAGGCGUUCAUUUCGACCUUUACAAGUUACUGAGUAACAAGCAGCCGCUCCUCAGGGAGCAGCUUAAAACCUUGGGCAGGCUCCUCUGCUUCACUAAAUCGUACGUGGGCCUGUCCAAAAUCACCACUUGGUACCAGUACGGGUUUGUCCAGCCCCAAGGGCCAAAGGCCAACAUCUUGGUUUCUGGGAACGAGAUCAGGCAGUUCACCAAGUUCAUGAUGGAGAAGCUGAACGUGAGCUUGGAGGAAGGCUCCAGCGAGGAGUACAUCGUUGUGUUCAGCCGGACCAUCAACAGGCUUAUCCUAAAUGAGGCAGAACUAAUCCUGGCCCUGGCGCAGGAGUUUCAGAUGAAAACCAUUACGGUGUCUCUGGAGGAGCACUCCUUUUCCGACAUCGUGCGGCUGAUCAGCAACGCGUCCAUGCUGGUCAGCAUGCACGGGGCCCAGCUGGUGACGGCCCUCUUCCUGCCCAGAGGCGCCACGGUGGUGGAGCUCUUUCCUUACGCCAUCAACCCGGAGCACUACACCCCUUACAAAACGCUGGCAACCCUUCCUGGCAUGGACCUGCAGUACAUCGCGUGGCAGAACAGCAACAGGGAAGACACCGUCACCUACCCGGAGAGGCCGUGGGAUCAGGGUGGGAUUGCCCACCUGGACAAGGCCGAGCAGGAGCGCAUCAUCCAGAGCACGGAAGUGCCGCGGCACCUCUGCUGCCGCAACCCCGAGUGGCUCUUCCGGGCCUACCAGGACACCAAGGUAGACAUCCCUUCUCUCAUCCACGUCAUCAGGCAAGCUGUGAAGUCCAAGCCUGGACCCAAGAGGCAGAAGUGGCCCGGUAGCCUCUACCCGGGCAAAGUGCGGGAUGCCACGUGCCAAGCGUCUGUCCAGGGCACGAGCGAAGCUCGACUUGCCGUGUCCUGGCAGAUCCCCUGGAACCUCAAGUACCUGAAAGUCAGAGAAGUGAAAUAUGAAGUGUGGAUACAAGAGCAAGGGGAAAACACUUACAUGCCUUAUAUCUUGUCCCAUCAGAAUCACACCUUCUCGGAAAACAUUAAGCCCUUCACAGUAUACCUGGUGUGGAUACGCUGCAUCUUCAACAAAACUCUCCUGGGACCUUUUGCAGAUGUGCUCUUAUGUAGUACAUAACCUGCUGUGCUCUGCCCUGCUCUCCAUCCAUCAGUGGUUUAAAACUUACUGGUUUGUAGCCUGAAGAGGGCUGAAGAGGACUAGACUGUAGCAGUGCCUAUGUGUCCAUCUGGUUGCAUUUCAUGUGUGUUCUUUAAAUGAUAUUUAUUUUCAGUGAGUGUUUAAAAAGAAACAAAA
This is a messenger RNA of Tinamus guttatus (white-throated tinamou), 1905 nucleotides long. RefSeq names its product protein O-linked mannose N-acetylglucosaminyltransferase 2 (beta 1,4-) (gene POMGNT2). Lineage: Eukaryota; Metazoa; Chordata; Aves; Tinamiformes; Tinamidae. Gene Ontology annotation, molecular function: protein O-acetylglucosaminyltransferase activity; protein binding. Gene Ontology annotation, biological process: protein O-linked glycosylation via mannose. Gene Ontology annotation, cellular component: endoplasmic reticulum. The record is from RefSeq and is a predicted model, not a curated record.